ACUAUGGCUGAUCAGAGGCAAGGUUUCUGAAACAGAGUAACGUUUUAUAUGAGUUCGAAGGGAUCCAAAAAUGUCGACUAGUUCAGCUCUCAGUUGCUAUUAUGUGGACUCUAUUAUGGGGCACGAGACGGAGGAUGUGUACGGAGCGCGUUAUGUCCAGGGUUCACACACCACCGCGAGGCCGUCAGGUGUAGUGGAAAAUGCGGACUUUUCCUCGUGCAGCUUCGCUCCCAAGUCAGCCGUGUUCCCUGCGUCCUGGACCUCGGUUCAUCAACCAUCUACUGCUGCUGUGUCCGGAAUUUACCAUCCAUACGUUCACCAGACCCAUCUUCCAGACAACAGAUACGUGCGCUCCUGGAUAGAACCAGUCUCAAACCAUAUCUCUCUAUCGGGGUUCCACUCCAGCAGUCGGCACAGCGGCACAAAGACUGAAAGUUUACCCUCGAAAAGGACUGAAAGCGCGGCGUUUGAAAGAGAAACGCCGGUGGUUCCCGAGUAUAGUUGCAACGCUGUAUCCGAGAGCGCAGACAAAGCGACUGAAGAAACGGUUGCAAAUGAUAUUUCGAGGCAUGAUGAACCUAAAGACGAAAAACAACAACAACUUGACCCAAGCAACCCUGCAGCAAACUGGAUCCAUGCGAGAUCAACAAGAAAGAAACGUUGCCCGUACACAAAAUAUCAGACUCUGGAAUUAGAGAAGGAGUUCCUUUUUAACAUGUAUUUAACGAGGGAUCGUCGUUAUGAAGUAGCACGAAUCCUGAAUUUAACAGAACGGCAGGUUAAAAUCUGGUUUCAGAACAGAAGAAUGAAAAUUAAGAAGAUGAACCGAGAGAGGAUCAGUAAAGAUCCUUAGUGAACA
This is a messenger RNA of Sinocyclocheilus grahami, 859 nucleotides long. RefSeq names its product homeobox protein Hox-D9a. Gene Ontology annotation, biological process: regulation of transcription by RNA polymerase II; anterior/posterior pattern specification; DNA-templated transcription. The record is from RefSeq and is a predicted model, not a curated record. The transcript has 2 exons. Gene Ontology annotation, cellular component: nucleus. Bases 71 to 853 code for a protein of 260 amino acids. Gene Ontology annotation, molecular function: RNA polymerase II cis-regulatory region sequence-specific DNA binding; DNA-binding transcription factor activity, RNA polymerase II-specific. Lineage: Eukaryota; Metazoa; Chordata; Actinopteri; Cypriniformes; Cyprinidae.